GUGCCCCCAUCUGGUUCAUCGCAGGAAUCGCAAGGCCCAACUGUUUGCAUGCGAAUGCCAUGGGGCUAGCUCGAGAUUCUACAAACACAGCAAAACAUUAACAAACAUAGAUAGCUAGCUUUGAAUGAAAACUCACUUUAUAUAGAAACGUCCGCAGAAAAGUAAUUAUUAAACUACAGAAGCGGGCGUAUCGGCUUGCUUGCAAACACAAUCACAACACACGUUCAGCUAGCUAGUUAGCCUGCUAGCAACUUUCUCCAGCACGCCUCCCAGUUCCUGCACCACGAGCGUGAGUCAAUCAUGUCAGGCAUCAAGAGGAAGAUUGAAGACAAGGACCCAGACUAUGAAGACAUCUCACAGGUUCAGGAGAACAAGCGACACAAAGUAGUGGAACAAAAUGCGAGGGAAGCUACGGUGCAGAAGAUUGAGGCCAUUAUCAAAGACCAGUUCUCUUUGGAGAUGAAGAACAAAGAACAUGAGAUCGAAGUGAUCGGACAGCGUCUGAAUGAGGCCAGGCGAAUGAUGGACAAGCUCAGAGCCUGUAURGUGGCCAAUUACUAUGCCAACGCUGGGGUGCCCAAGCUCCAAGAGCAGGCAUCCAAGAGCGACCCGGCGGUGCUGAACCACCCGGCCAUCAAGCGUUUCCUGGAGUCACCCUCCCGCUCRUCCUCCCCUCUCAACCAGGGCUCGGACGCCCACUCCCUGGGGCCCUCGGAGUCUGAGUCCCUGUCACAGCUGGGUGAGGGGCCGGAUAGGGACGGGGAGGGGGCCUGGAGAGAGGACAGGGGCAGGCAGGAGCGCAGGCCGGGCCGCAACACAGGGAAGGACACGUUUGGCAUCCCGUCGUCAGGUGUGCUGUCGUCAGACGGGGGGGAACAGAGGGUGACCUACCACACUACAGGAGAUGAGGCUUCCAGGCUCUACAUAAAGAAGACCAUCGUGGUGGGAAACGUCUCCAAGUAUAUCCCUCCUGAUAAGCGGGAGGAGAAUGACCAGUCGACCCAUAAGUGGAUGGUGUACGUCAGAGGCUCCAGAAGAGAGCCCAGCAUCGACCACUUUGUCAAGAAAGUCUGGUUUUUCCUGCACCCCAGCUACAAGCCCAAUGACCUGGUGGAAGUCAGUGAGCCUCCGUUCCACRUGACACGUCGUGGCUGGGGGGAGUUCCCUGUCCGCAUCCAGAUCCACUUCAAAGACCCCCGCAACAAACGCAUAGACAUCAUACACCACCUCAAGCUCGACAGAACUUACACAGGCCUGCAGACACUGGGGGCAGAAACAGUGGUGGAUGUCGAGCUCCACAGGAACUCCCUGGGGGAAGACUAUGUGCUCUCUUCCUCCUCCCAUGCCCACCACCACCAGCGUGCAGCCAGCCCCUCGUCCCCAUCCUUCCUGCCCCAAACCCCAGGCCCUCUCUCUGGCCGCUGCAGCUCUCCACUCCCCCUCUCACAYGACAACCACCCCACCAUCGCAGAGAAAGGUCUGCCCGUCAAAACAGAGACUGGGAGGUCUGGGGUGUACAGCGCGCCCCCCUCAGCUUCGGAACGCACCCCGUCCCGUCCUAAAGUCACAGAGAAGAUCACACUGGGUUCCCAUGGCAACUCGGCCUUCCAGCCAAUCACGGCCAGCUGUAAGAUCGUCCCCCAGGGACAGUUGCCCAGCCCCUCUGAGUCCCCCGGGAAAUCCUUUCAGCCAAUCACKAUGAGCUGUAAGAUUGUGUCAGGUUCACCCAUCUCCACACCCUGCCACUCGCCCCUCCCCCGUACCCACACCUCCACCCCGGUACACACCAAACAGGGCUCCUCCGUACUCAACAACCCUUACAUCAUUGUCGACAAGCCCGGCCAGGUCAUCGGCAUGGCAGCGAACUCCGGCGCCUCCACAGGAAGUCCCACAGCCAAGCAGUCGGUUGCGACCCAGGGGACUCGCUCUCCYGCCCCCAAGGUUCACACAGGCAGCUUCCUGUCCUCAGGGGUCAAGUUGUGUGUGAAUCCAUUUGAAAUUCAGGCUGUAACACAACAAAAUGUGGAAAAAGUCAAGCGGUGUGAAUCAUUGUUUAACCUGUUGCUUCUAGCACUGGUAGUCCUUGUGGUAAUGUUCUUUCUCUACGCUCUCUACUUCUGCAGGUCAUUAUCAAGCAGGAGCCGGGAGAAGUUCCCACUCGAGCAGCAGCAGAUGGUUUCCACGGUAACGGCAGCCCAGCAGACUGCCGCCGCAGCAACGCAGCAAUUUGUCGCAGUGAAGGGAGGCCACGUGAUCUCCAUGUCGCCACAGAAACAGACAGGAGGGGCCAGCGGGGCAGGGGCUCCACCCAGCAAGGUUCUGGGUAUCCCCGUAGGCUCCGCCCUCCAGGCAGCGGUGAAGCAGGUGGCCAUCAGCAGCGGACAGAUCCUGGUUGCCAAGGGUAACCCCUCCGUUUCCAAGGUGAUCGGCGGGAAGCAGGUGGUCGCCCAGGGCGUCGCCAAGGCCAUCGUCAGCGGAGCGGCUGGUAGCAUCGUGGGUCAGCAGGUUGUGGCUAAGGCAACGGGGGCUGCAGGGGGAACAGGAAAGAGCGGAGUGAUGGCUACCCUCCAGCUGCCAGCCAACAACCUGGCCAACCUUGCCAACCUGCCCCCGGGCACCAAGCUGUACCUCACCACCAACAGCAAGAACCCAUCAGGGAAGGGCAAGCUGCUGCUCAUUCCCCAGGGAGCCAUCCUCAGAGCUUCCAACUCAGCAGGUCAGCAAUCCCAGGGCAGCUCCUCUACAGGCUCUGGCUCCCAGACCCCCACCUCCUCAUCCAGCAGCCUGCCCUCUAACCUCUCCUACACAUCAUACAUCCUCAAACAGACCCCACAGGGCACGUUUCUGGUUGGCCAGCCGGCGUCGCAGGGAGUGGGGAAGCAGGGCGCGGCCAGUUCCACAGGUCACGUAGUGUCGUCCCCUGCGACCAUCACCCAGCAGGCCAUCCGUGUCACAGCGGGUCAGAAGGCUGCCAUCCUGGCUCAGGCGCUGGGCGGGUCCCAGGUGAAGCUGUCUGAUGGCUCAGUGAAGACGGUAAGCACGGCGACAGCGGCCCACCUGUCCAAGCCGGCCACGACCAUGCUCAGGAUGACGGGCGGAGUCAUCACAGCCGCUAGCUCCAACCCCAGCGCUGUCUCCACCGCCGCUGCCAUGGCAACUGCCAGUCAACCGGUAGCGGAGGUGUCCGUUCAGACCAAACCUGUAUCCCACUCUGUCCUGGUGGCAGCCAACCAGGCAGCAGUCAUCAACGCCGCAAAGAACGCAAGCGCCGCUAACGCCGUUACCAUGGCAAGGAAAUCCACAGCGACCGCCGUUACCAUGGCAAAGAGCGCCACCGGUUUGGUAACCAUGCAGAAGGGCGCCACAGCGCCAACUGUCACCUUGGCAAAGGGUCCCACCACCUCUGGCACAGUUGUGACCGUUGCUAAGAGCAUUACCAACAUGCACGUCAUCAGCAUGGCCAAAGGGGCGGGUUCUAUGGUAGUGGGUGUGCCCAAYAGCGCCAGCACGACAUUGGUCAGUGCGGCAUCGCUGUUCAGUGGGAUGGUGGCAGGGGGAGGAAAGACUGCUGCUACCUUAUCAGGUAUGCUGAAGAUCCACUCUGGCGGGUCCAGCUCCCAGCAGACAGUGCUGACCGUCCCUGCCAACCAGCCCAAACAACUGGGGGUGGGCACGGGCACAGGAGGCGUACAGACCAUACACAUGCCCGUCAACAAAGAUCCAGACAAAUCCAGUCCGGCUAGUGUUCUAAAGGGCCAGCGCUCCAGUAGUAGCUCCACUCCCUCGCCUGGAGUAGGAGUGGCUGCAGCUGGAGUCUCCCCCAGUCCUGCUGCUGCUGCCCAGGCCUCGCCUUCCCCCUCCCUCACCCUGCCCCUGGCCCAAGUGAAGACAGAGCCAGGAGUCUGUACACCCGUCUCUGCUACACCUGCCCCGUCGCCCCCUGUAACAGCCCCUGUUGCCUUCUCCACCCAUGUAGCUGCUCCUCCCACUGCCUUCGCCUCAGUCAAACUGGAGCAGGGGGCCGACACCAGCUCACACCACCACGUCGAGGUCAUCAACACGGAACACAUAGAGACCCUCAUGCAGCUGCUCACCGCCGUGGUGAAGAAGUCCCCCCUCAUCGUACCCGAGAAGACCGAGGACUCCCAUCCGUUCUGUGCCGUGUCCACUGAGCAGUUUUACUCCUGGAACAUUGGGAAACGCAGGGCAGCGGAGCUCCAGCGUGCGGUGGCAGUGAAGCGUGUGGUCCAGGAUGUAUUGGAGCGCUGCCCCCGCCUGCAGGCCCUCACCCCCCCUAAGACCAGAGAGGUGGUCCAGUGGUGCCGACAGAGAGGCUACACACCCCCGGACCCCGAGCCCCUACGCAGCAGCAGGCCUGACGAAGGGACCAUAGAGGAUAUCCUCACACAGAUAGACAACGAACCAGAGUGCCCCUCUACCCUGGGUAGCUGUGAGGAGUUGGUCCAGCGGUUGGAGCAGCUGCAGACCCUGCUGAAGACUGAGCCAGAGGAUGACGAUGAUGAAGUUCUAGACAUCGUCAGUGUGACCCCACCCUCUCAGAAGUUAAAGGUCAAAGAAGAGGAACAGGAAACGGACCCCGAGCCCAAGUACUUCCUGGCCCCAUGCCCCUCGGCCCAGUUCGUCAGCGACACAGCCCAACAGAUUGGCGUGGCCUUUCAGCAGGUGGAGGUGGAGAAGAAUGUUUUUGCUCCGGUGAUCGAGGCCAUGAUUCUCAAGGCGACAGAGCAGUUUGCUAGUGACAUCCUGAGAGAAGCUCUGGCUGGAGCCCACGUAAAAUCCCACCAGAACAGGACUCCCAGAGAGAUCACAGCCAUAAAUAUUCACCAGGCGUCCAGCAGCAUCCCCACAUGUGACUUCCUCACCAACACGCACAUGGGCUACCUGACCAAGGAGGACUGAUUACACACAACCUUAUACACAACCUAACAAAGAACAACGGCCACCCAGACUGAGAGAGAUACACGCACACUGGCUACUAGGGCUGGGAAUUACCAGGGACCUCACGAUACAUUAUUAUCACGAUACUUACGCGCCGAU
Messenger RNA from Salvelinus sp. IW2-2015, 5058 nucleotides. The record is from RefSeq and is a predicted model, not a curated record. Lineage: Eukaryota; Metazoa; Chordata; Actinopteri; Salmoniformes; Salmonidae.